Linum tenue is the source of this 519-nucleotide messenger RNA. The record is from the annotation of a GenBank genome assembly. Lineage: Eukaryota; Viridiplantae; Streptophyta; Magnoliopsida; Malpighiales; Linaceae.
AUGAUCAAAGCUGUGAAGAAGCUCAAGAAGUUCUGGCCAAGAAAGAAGAGAAAGAAGAAGGCGUCAGUGUAUCAACACGAUCCUUCUUACUACCACCUCAACUCCACCUGCCAUUGCUGCUACUCAUACUCCAUCCCUCCCCCUCCACCGCCGCCGCAGCCAUCGGCUCCUCCGUUGCCAGCAUGGCUCGAGACUUCUCCUCUUAUGCAACAACAAAACGUUUCCCAGUUCUCGUAUCAAACCCAUACCAGCCGCUUCACGUCUGAAGAGAUCACAGUGGAAGCAAUUCAGAGUUGCCCCACUGAGAACACUCUGCCGUCAUCUUCUUAUCAGCAGUACAUGGAUCCACAGCCUGUCUAUGGAGUGCCUGCUAACGUUGCGCUUGCGCAGCAGACAUCAUCAACAAAACUGGAGAGAAAGUCAGCUGGUGGUUUCUUUACUUCUGUAGCGAAGUUUGGUGCCAAUUUAUUUGGUUGCUUCCUCCCCUGUUUUCGGAUUCAGGAAGUUCACAUGAUAUGA